Propithecus coquereli (Coquerel's sifaka) is the source of this 1379-nucleotide messenger RNA. RefSeq names its product galanin receptor 2 (gene GALR2). The transcript is spliced from 3 exons. The coding region runs from base 111 to 1271 and encodes 386 amino acids. The record is from RefSeq and is a predicted model, not a curated record. Gene Ontology annotation, cellular component: membrane. NCBI's taxonomy places the organism in Eukaryota, Metazoa, Chordata, Mammalia, Primates, Indriidae. Gene Ontology annotation, biological process: positive regulation of cytosolic calcium ion concentration; adenylate cyclase-modulating G protein-coupled receptor signaling pathway; negative regulation of adenylate cyclase activity. Gene Ontology annotation, molecular function: galanin receptor activity.
UGGAGCGGGAGUCACCCUGGGCACCGCCGUGGCCGCAGCCGCGGCAGCUGCGCGCUAGCCAAGACCCAGACGGCUGCAGGAGCCCGGGCAGCCUAGCGUGCGGCGGCACCAUGAACGGCUCGGGCGGCCCCGGGGCCGAGAACGCGAGCCAGGCGGGCGGCGCGGGCGGCUGGCAGCCCGAGGCGGUCAUCGUGCCGCUGCUCUUCGCGCUCAUUUUCCUCGUGGGCACCGUGGGCAACGCGCUGGUGCUGGCGGUGCUGCUGCGCGGCGGCCAGGCAAUCAGCACCACCAACCUGUUCAUCCUCAACCUGGGCGUGGCCGACCUGUGUUUCAUCUUGUGCUGCGUGCCCUUCCAGGCCACCAUCUACACCCUGGACGGCUGGGUGUUCGGCUCGCUGCUCUGCAAGGCCGUGCACUUCUUCAUCUUCCUCACCAUGCAUGCCAGCAGCUUCACGCUCGCCGCCGUCUCCCUGGACAGGUAUCUGGCCAUCCGCUACCCGUUGCACUCCCGCGAGCUGCGCACGCCUCGAAACGCGCUGGCAGCCAUCGGGCUCAUCUGGGGACUGUCGCUGCUCUUCUCCGGGCCCUACCUGAGCUACUACCGCCAGUCGCAGCUGGCCAACCUGACCGUGUGCCACCCGGCGUGGAGCGCGCCUCGCCGCCGCGCCAUGGACCUCUGCACUUUCGUCUUCAGCUACCUGCUGCCGGUGCUGGUUCUCGGCCUGACCUACGCGCGCACCCUGCGCUACCUCUGGCGCGCCGUCGACCCGGUGGCCGCAGGCUCAGGUGCCCGGCGCGCCAAGAGCAAGGUGACGCGCAUGAUCCUCAUUGUGGCGGCGCUCUUCUGCCUCUGCUGGAUGCCGCACCACGCGCUUAUCCUGUGCGUGUGGUUCGGCCGCUUCCCACUCACGCGGACCACUUACGCGCUGCGCAUCCUCUCGCACCUGGUGUCCUAUGCCAACUCCUGCGUCAACCCCAUCGUUUACGCGCUGGUGUCCAAGCACUUCCGCAAGGGUUUCCGCAAGAUCUGCGCUGGCCUGCUGGGCCGUGUCCCACGCCGAGCCUCGGGCCGCGUGUGCGUGGCCGCGCCAGGCGCCCACAGCGGCAGCGUGCUGGAGCGGGAGUCCACCGACCUGACGCACGUGAGCGAGGCGGCCGGGCCUGUCCCUGCCCCAGACCUCGCCAGUCACGCACCCUCGAGCCCAGUCCCUGGCCCUUCCUGGAGAGGCCAAAAGGCAGGCAACAGCGUCCUGACAGUUAACGUGACUUGAAGGCACUUACAGGGUACGCUUGGAUGUUAAGGGGUUGGAGUCAUUGGUUGGGAUCUUGGGGAGAGUUUUGUCUGUUAAUAAAACCACAAACCAUUUCACAUGCGGUGA